Messenger RNA from Austrofundulus limnaeus, 516 nucleotides. Its product is annotated as ras-related C3 botulinum toxin substrate 1. The transcript is spliced from 4 exons. The record is from RefSeq and is a predicted model, not a curated record. Lineage: Eukaryota; Metazoa; Chordata; Actinopteri; Cyprinodontiformes; Rivulidae. Gene Ontology annotation, biological process: small GTPase-mediated signal transduction. Bases 1 to 402 code for a protein of 133 amino acids. Gene Ontology annotation, molecular function: GTPase activity; GTP binding.
AUGCUUGUGUUUGUCUCGUUCAUCUUCACGUUGUGCAGCUUCGACAACUACUCUGCCAACAUGAUGCUGGAUGGGAAUCCAGUAACCCUGGGUCUGUGGGACACAGCGGGACAGGAGGACUAUGACCGGCUCAGACCCCUGGCCUACCCAGAGGCGGAUGUAUUCCUGAUUUGUUUUUCACUUGUCAUUCCAUCUUCCUUUCAAAAUGUUCGUGCCAAGUGGUAUAAUGAAGUGAGACACCACUGUGGCAAUGUUCCUUUAAUCCUGGUGGGCACCAUGAUGGACCUGAGAGACGAUGAAGAUAUGAUGAAAAAGCUAAAAAAGAAGAAACUGUCUCCAAUAACAUGUAAUCAAGGCUCAUUAAUGGCUAAAGAAAUAGGUCAGUUGUGGAUCCACAGAUGAAAUAACUUGUCUUGUCAAUAUGGUUUUGUCUUUAUUUGCAUUUAUUUUCUCAAUCACCUUGUGUAUAGUAAUCAUAAGUGUGUGUGUGUGUGUGUGUGUGUGUGUGUGUGUGUG